ACACUACAGCAGUUAACAGCAACGCAGUGACUGGACCUAUUAUCGAUAAGCUUCGUGACUCACGAACAGCUGUUAAUGUUUUCUGUUGUGUUUUUUGUUGUUCGUGUUUUGCUCAACGUGGAAAAAUCGUUCUAUUUUUAAAACAACUUUCGAUUUUAUUUUGGAAUUGUAAAUUGUAUUCCAAAGUAAAACUGCUCACACACGCUACGCCAAAACUAGCGUUAAAGUCUGGGCAAUGUGCAAGCAAUAAAUAAAAGUAAAAUAAAAGAAUAAAUCGAGUAAAAGCCGGCCGGGUUAAUAUUGGGUGAUAGAAAAUACGUCACCUGUGGAAUAUAUGCAUAGAUAUAUGCAGAUAUAUAUGUGAAUUGGCCAAAAACCGUAGCAUUUGGUGACACAAAUAUGCUGACCAUUAUGUAAUAAGCCACAAAUACGAUUGAUUUGUUUGCUAAAAUGGAUGCACUCAUCUUCCUGACGGCGGCGGCUCAUCUCGUAUAUACGCCGUUCACCAAGGUCGAGGAGAGUUUCAACCUGCAGGCCAUGCAUGAUAUCUUAUAUCUGCGCAACAAUUUUACGGCCUACGAUCAUCAUGAGUAUCCCGGUGUUGUGCCACGCACUUUCAUUGGACCACUAAUUGUCUCCAUGUUGUCGGCUCCGUUUGUACUCCUCUUUGAGACAUUGAGCAUAAAUAAAUUCUGGGCACAAUAUGUAGUUCGUCUUGUUUUGGCUGGCGCUAUUUCAAUUGCCUGGCAUAAUUUGCGUCAAGCGGUGACCAAGAUCUAUGGCAUUGAGGUGCGUUUAUGGUUCACGGCUAUCACCAUAACGCAAUUCCAUUUCAUUUUUUACAUGACACGCCCUCUGCCCAACAUCUUUGCAUUGCCACUAGUGCUCUAUGCUUUGGCAUGUUGGAUGCGUGGCCAAUACAAACCUUUCAUCAUUUGCUCGGGCAUCGCGAUCAUUGUUUUUCGCUCAGAAUUGGCACUGUUUUUGGGCCUGCUUCUUGCCUUCGAUCUGGUGCAACAGAAGUUAUCCAUUGAUGGCUUACUGAAGAUUGCUGUGCCCGCUGGCGUCGGCAUUUUGACAGCUACGGUCUUGGUAGAUUCAUUCUUUUGGCGCCGCCUGCUUUGGCCCGAGGGCGAGGUGUUAUGGUACAACACUAUACUCAAUAAGAGCUCCAACUGGGGCACCUCACCGCUGCUUUGGUACUUUUACUCCGCUUUGCCACGGGCUAUGGGCGUUUCUUUGGCUUUUGUGCCCAUUGGCAUUUAUUUGGAACCACGCAUACGACCGCUUGCGUUGUCGGCACUGGGAUUUGUGCUACUCUACUCUUUACUGCCCCACAAGGAGCUGCGCUUUAUAAUCUACGUGUUUCCGGUUCUCAACAUAGCAUCAGCCUGCGCUUGCCACCGCAUGUGGAUUAACAGCGCCAAGUCUGCAUGGCAUAGUUUUGUGGCUCUAAUCGCUGCUUCCCAUUUGCUGCUUAAUGUGCUUAUUACCAUCUUCCUUCUUGUCGUUUCGGGCACAAAUUAUCCGGGUGGUGCAGCGCUGUCGCGACUGCAUCGUUUGGAGGCCAGCAAUCCAAAUGUUUCGGUGCACAUUGCAAAUUUGGCUGCCCAAAGCGGCGUAUCGCGUUUCAUGGAAAUCCAUAGUGAUUGGAUCUACAGCAAGGAUGAGACAAUGAACUAUACUCAAGCAGAGAUGGCGAGAUACAGCCACCUGUUGGUAGAGGCGAAGAAUAAGCAUAACACGGAAUUGUGGACAGCGUUGCAGGAUGAUUUUGACACCAUGGAAUUUGUGGAUUGCUUUAAUAGCAUUGGGAUUCAGUACAAUUCGCUGUUUCCGGUGCGCAUCAAGACAAAACCUUGCAUUGGAAUUCUUAAAAAACGUUUUAAGGCUGUGAAUGAAAAGAAGAAGUCAAAAGAUAAAAAUAUAAAAGAUAAUACGAAACCUAAGCAGAAGAAGGACAAAUCUAAAGUGAAAAUAGUAGAGGCAGUAGAAGAAAUACCCUUAGAGCCAGUAAUGCAAGAGGAAUCUAAGCUGGACACCGCAGUAAAUUCAAUUGAACCUUCUGAGCAAGUAUCCAGUGUUGAACCACAGCAGGAGUUGGAGAUUGACGAUGAUGAUGGCAUAGUUGCCACUGUGGAAGAAUUUUCUUUGGAAGUUAACGCAGAUCCAAUAGAAGUGGCUAAGGAAAUAAAUUUCCAGGAAUUGCGCAAUCUUGCUCUCAAGCAAACAACUCACAAAUCCCGUGCCGCAACCAAACUAAAAUUACGAAAGAUUAUCGAACAGCACUUCAGAGCCAAGGGGCGACAUAUCGAAAACGAUUCGGCCGAACAGCAUAAACCGAAUGCUGGGCAACGGACUGGCAUCCGUCAAUCUGUGAAAUCCAUCAUUAAGCAGGAGAAAAUUAAGGAGAUGAUCGAGCAGAUUGCCACUAUGGAUCUGACUCGUGUUUGCGACCUGGAAAAGACAUCGACAAAGGACUGCCUAAAACAGGUCAUAGAUAAAAUGGACGAAGAGAGCAUAAAACCCCAAUGAUACCCUUUUGACUUUGCUCCCAAAAAUAUAAAAUGUAUUUUUUCAAGUUUUUUGAAAUAAAUGUAUCCCAAAGACAA
Molecule: messenger RNA, 2612 nt
Organism: Drosophila albomicans
Lineage: Eukaryota; Metazoa; Arthropoda; Insecta; Diptera; Drosophilidae
Gene: Alg12
Product: probable Dol-P-Man:Man(7)GlcNAc(2)-PP-Dol alpha-1,6-mannosyltransferase
Exons: 5
Coding region: 451-2535 (694 amino acids)
Biological process (GO): protein N-linked glycosylation
Cellular component (GO): endoplasmic reticulum membrane
Molecular function (GO): alpha-1,6-mannosyltransferase activity
Source: RefSeq, a predicted model, not a curated record